AUGAAGCUUGUUUUGGUUGUCUCUCUUCUACUCCUACCCUUCUUCCUUCAACAAGCUCAAAGGAUUCGGCCGGAGAAGGGGUUUCUUGAUCAUCACCAGCAGAAGAAGAAGAGGAGCUCGUCACCACCAUCAAUGGAGGAAAGAAGUAGUUUUGAUGAUCAUCAUAGUAUUGGAAACAGAGUAGCAGUAGUAGUGGGAGAAGAUGGAGCGGUGUGCAAAGAAGGGCAGGAAUGUAAGAAUACAGGUACUGAUGAGAUGAAGACAAUGUCAUCAGUUACCAAUAAAUCAUCAUCUUCUUCCUCCUCACAUCAUUGGUUUCAUGAAGAUUACUAUGGUCCUAAGAUUCACAGGCCUAGGCACCAUUAA
Linum trigynum is the source of this 366-nucleotide messenger RNA. The record is from the annotation of a GenBank genome assembly. NCBI's taxonomy places the organism in Eukaryota, Viridiplantae, Streptophyta, Magnoliopsida, Malpighiales, Linaceae.